GGUUUCGUCGUCAUCUCUCUCUCUCUCUUUCUAGCCCGAGUCGAUAUCUCAUCACUCUCACCGCACGAGUAAAAGGGGCCCUCGACGCCUCGCCGCCACGGAGACGCGCGACCAAAAACCCUAGCGCGAGAGAGCGAGCGAGAGAGGCAGGGACCUCAGUAUUUACUUCGCGCAGGGGGGCUAGGGUUUGGUCCCGCGGCGCGGCAUGGAGAGCCUCGUCCUCGCCUCCGCGUACUCCGCGUCCCCGCGCCUCCCCCACCUCUCCGCCGCCGCGGCCCGCGUCCGCCGGACCUCGCCGCCUCUCCCCGCUGCGUUCGCUGGCGCCGGGCGUCGGGGGACCAGGAGGACGAGGCUUGUCGUCACCGCGGCGGCGCCUCGCGGAUCCAGGAACGUUUUCGAAGAAAUGAGCGCAAAGGGCUUCGCAAGCGUGUCGUCUUCGACCAGCAGUGAGAAUAUGUCUACCGGAACUGGUACCCUGCCUCCCGUGCCUCCCCCGUCAUCAUACAUAGGUUCACCUGUCUUCUGGAUUGGAGUUGGCGUAGCAUUGUCUGUGGCGUUUUCAAUGGUAUCUUCAAUGGUAAAGAGAUACGCCAUGCAACAAGCAUUUAAGUCAAUGAUGACCCAGGCACCACCAAACACUUUCAGCUCCAACUCGCCUUUCCCAUUUGCCAUGCCACCACAAGCAGCUCCCACUGCCCCAAGCAGUUACCCAUACUCAGAACAAAAGAUAGAUACCUCCCCUCAGGCUGCAACUGUUGAUGUUUCAGCCACUGAAGUGGAAGCUGCUGGAACUUCGGAAGAGGCAGAUGUGGCUGAAACAUCGAAGCCUUCAAAGAAAUUUGCCUUUGUUGAUGUUUCUCCUGAAGAGUUGCAGCAAAAGGAACUCCAAUCUUCACUUGAGACAGUAGAUGUAAAACGUGACAGUGAAAGUAAGGAGGAUACUGAACAAAAAGUUCCCACUAAUGGAUCUGCUUUUAAGCCGAAUGAAGAUGCUGCUCGCGGGCCAACUGAAUCUAGUAAUUCGGGACCUGUGCUAUCUAUUGAAACAAUCGAGAAAAUGAUGGAAGAUCCAGCUGUGCAGAAGAUGGUUUUUCCUUACUUGCCAGAAGAGAUGAGGAACCCAGAUUCAUUCAAGUGGAUGCUGCAGAAUCCAAUGUACCGCCAACAAUUACAGGAUAUGCUAAAUAACAUGGGUGGAUCUCCUGAUCAAUGGGAUAACCGCAUGCUCGAUCACUUGAAGAACUUUGACCUUAGCAGCCCAGAAGUGAGGCAGCAAUUUGCGCAAGUUGGCAUGACUCCAGAGGAAGUAGUAUCGAAAAUAAUGGCAAACCCAGAAGUUGCUGUUGCAUUCCAGAAUCCAAAAAUCCAAACAGCCAUCAUGGAUUGCUCGCAGAACCCUCUUAAUAUUGUAAAAUACCAAAAUGACAAAGAGGUCAUGGAUGUUUUCAUGAAGAUAUCACAAAUCUUCCCGCAAAUUAACGGCUAGUCGAUCUACACCAUGAGAUUGCAAUUAUGAUUUGUGUCCUUACGGCUGCGGCAGCAUCUGUUGACUGGCUGAGUCAAGAAAAGGAAUUGUCUGUUGACUCUUGCGCCAAAGAUGUAUCCCUUGAUGUCUAGUUUCUCAUCGUUUUGGUGUGGGUAUGACCCCUGCAAGAGUAGCCAACGUAGCAAAAUCAAGAUUUUUAUUUAGGGCAACGCCCGGUACAAAUGUGUAGUUUCGGUGCUUUCUCAAGGCAUGAUUUGUCGUAUGAUGUGAAGAAGCUGAGACAUUCCGUAGGACCUCAAUUUUGAUAUAUUAUGUAAUAUAUUAGCGUAACCAUGGCAAUGCAAAUGAAUUUGUUUCGGCA
Phragmites australis (common reed) is the source of this 1847-nucleotide messenger RNA. Its product is annotated as protein TIC 40, chloroplastic-like. Lineage: Eukaryota; Viridiplantae; Streptophyta; Magnoliopsida; Poales; Poaceae. The transcript has 14 exons. The record is from RefSeq and is a predicted model, not a curated record. Gene Ontology annotation, biological process: chloroplast organization; protein import into chloroplast stroma. Gene Ontology annotation, cellular component: chloroplast thylakoid membrane; chloroplast inner membrane. Bases 206 to 1486 code for a protein of 426 amino acids.